AUGGAAUACCAAUCUUCGGUAGAAAAUUUGGAUGAAGAUGGAUAUACUCAAUUAGACUUCAGCUCUCGCAGCAUCACCAGGAGAUCUGUAGUCUCAGAGAAAGGGCUUUGUGCUGCAUCCUCUCGUUGGCGUCUGAUUGCUGCGACUCUGGGCAUUUUAUGCUCAGUGCUGCUGGUGAUAACUGUGGUCCUGAGUACCUUGGGUAUUUGGAGAUCCAGUUCAGGGAACAACCUGUUGAAGAGUGACAGCUUUCCAUCAAGAAAUAAAGACAACCAGAGUCAACCCACACAAUCAUCUUUAGAAGAUAGUGUGAUACCUACCAAGGCUCUCACGACCACAGGAGUUUUCUCUAGCACUUGUCCCCCUAACUGGAUCACACGUGAAGAUAGCUGUUAUCUAUUUAACACACUAUUAGAUUCCUGGGAUGCAAGUAAAAGACGAUGCUUUCAACUGGGCUCUAAUCUUCUGAAGAUAGACAGCUCAAAAGAGUUGGAUUUUAUAUCAAGGCGAGUGUCUUCCCAGCCUGAUCAUUCAUUUUGGAUAGGGCUUUCUCGCCAUCGGACAGAAGAACCAUGGCUCUGGGAGGAUGGCUCCACCUUGUUGUUUAACCUGUUUCAAAUCAGAAGUACAGUUACUGAAAAAGACUCGUCUCACAACUGUGCAUGGAUCCAUGUGUCAGACAUUUAUGACCAACUUUGUAGCGUGCAUUCAUACAGUAUUUGUGAGAAGAAGUUGUCAAUAUAA
This is a messenger RNA of Budorcas taxicolor (takin), 744 nucleotides long. It is a transcript of the gene CLEC7A, whose product is annotated as C-type lectin domain containing 7A. The record is from RefSeq and is a predicted model, not a curated record. Gene Ontology annotation, biological process: positive regulation of cell migration; positive regulation of cell population proliferation; positive regulation of killing of cells of another organism. Lineage: Eukaryota; Metazoa; Chordata; Mammalia; Artiodactyla; Bovidae. Bases 1 to 744 code for a protein of 247 amino acids. The transcript is spliced from 6 exons. Gene Ontology annotation, cellular component: cell surface. Gene Ontology annotation, molecular function: pattern recognition receptor activity; (1->3)-beta-D-glucan binding.